Branchiostoma floridae (Florida lancelet) is the source of this 1328-nucleotide messenger RNA. Its product is annotated as probable ergosterol biosynthetic protein 28. Bases 279 to 752 code for a protein of 157 amino acids. Lineage: Eukaryota; Metazoa; Chordata; Leptocardii; Amphioxiformes; Branchiostomatidae. The transcript has 5 exons. Gene Ontology annotation, molecular function: protein-macromolecule adaptor activity. Gene Ontology annotation, cellular component: membrane; endoplasmic reticulum. The record is from RefSeq and is a predicted model, not a curated record.
UGGUGUGAUGGACGUCACUAUAUCACUCCGCACAUGGCUGAGAAACGUGGACAACACAGAUCGGAUAUCUUUUUGUUCAUUCGCUCAUUCCACUUAAAAGGACUGUAAUUAAUCCAAAUGACUUAAUUUGCAGGGUAUCCACAACACUCAUUUUUUUCUCCGUUUCAAAAACUCGCAAAGUAGUUCCCCUAAAGUUGUGAAGGGGUUUUAUCAGCUGAUAUCUUUUGAUCGGGGACGUCUGCAUUUACGGAAACGCUGCAAAGUCACUCAGGGACAAGAUGUUGGCAACAUUACGUGGCUGGUUGGCCGUUGUAGCAGUAAUGGCAUUUGGUAAUACUCUACAGUGCUUCAGGAACCAUGGCUUCCUGGCUGAUCGACUGUACACUGGAACCCCUGAUCUUGUGAAUGGCCUGCAGGCACGACUGUUUGGCAUGUGGACUCUGCUGGCAGCUAUAGUCAGGCUCUACUGUGCUCUUGACAUCACAAACAGAUCGCUUUAUUAUGUCACCAUGUCAUCGUUUGUUCUUGCCCUUGGACAUUUCCUGCUGGAAACAUUUGUGUACCAAACAGCCACUCUUGAUAUAGGUGUCAUCACACCAAUUAUAGUUUCAGGUGUUUCCCUGGUCCUGAUGGUGGUAGGUCUGUGGCACAUGGAGCCAGCUGAGAGCUACCAGCAGCACCAGGGCAGAGCAGUAGACACUAAAGUCCUCCUGGAGCAAGAAAUGCUCAAGGCUAGGAAGAAGCGCACUUGACUCAAUAUUCUAUUGCUAUUGGAUUAUUGAAAUAUUGAUUUUGUCCUCUAAAUUAACAACUAGAGGAUGCAGCCCUAUUCUGCCAACCUGCUACUUUCAUUUGACUUCAUGAUGUGCAUAAUUCAUACCUUAUCAUAUUGAUACAUUUGAAAUAUGUGUACUUUUUCUGUUCAGGUAAUGUACCUUAGUCACCUUACCAUGGUCCUUUUUGAUGUUGUUGUUGUCUAAGAUCUUUCAUUACUGUAGAUAUCAAUAUUUGUUACAAAGAGUUACACCAAUCUUUUGAUAUGAUCUAAUGUUGAUAGUUUUACCGACAACUUGGAUGAAUGUACGGAGCCUAAGGACAGUCUUUUGUCAUUAUUGUUGUCUCAAUAACGUAGGGGCAACCAGUAUUUGCCUUGAUGUUGUAUUUUAAUAAAGGAUCCUAAAGCAGAUUUACAUUUGUAGGUCAACUUGAAAGAGAUAGAUACCAAAAGUACUGCCAUAAGUGGAUAUAUAGAUAAAAUACAGUUCAGAAUUUCAGCGGAGUGCUCAGACCUGGUACCUACAUGUAACAACAUUCAUUUCUUGGUAUUA